This is a messenger RNA of Debaryomyces fabryi, 2166 nucleotides long. RefSeq names its product DNA ligase (ATP). Bases 1 to 2166 code for a protein of 721 amino acids. Gene Ontology annotation, cellular component: nucleus; mitochondrion. The record is from RefSeq and is a predicted model, not a curated record. Gene Ontology annotation, molecular function: DNA ligase (ATP) activity; DNA binding; ATP binding. Lineage: Eukaryota; Fungi; Ascomycota; Pichiomycetes; Serinales; Debaryomycetaceae. Gene Ontology annotation, biological process: lagging strand elongation; DNA recombination; Okazaki fragment processing involved in mitotic DNA replication. The transcript has a single exon.
AUGCCACAACAACAAAGUUUAGCUCGAUUUUUCUCAGCAUCAGGUAACUUACCUAAGGCCAAGCCAAGCGCUAACAAGACGAAUAUUUCAGAAGAAGGUAAGCCUUCAAUUUCAGAAAUAAAACGAAAGGCACCUUCUCUUCUUUCAGAAUCUCCUGAAAAGAAAAUUAAAGUAGAAGCUGCUGAAGACGGGGAUACUGACCCUAGUGAAGUGAGUGAAGAGGAUACAAAGGCACAAGAAUUAAGUGACGCUUCCAAAUUAAUAAACUUGACAGAAAAGGAACAAGAGAAACACUCGUGUGCCGGGGCUUCGUCGAAGAUUUAUUAUUCCGAAUUAACUGAAUUGUUUGAAAAAAUUGAACAAGAAUCGUCAAGAUUAAAGAUAACUGCACUUAUUUCACAGUUCUAUUAUCAAAUAUUGGAGCAUGCCUCAUCAGACAAGUUAGUCAAAAUCAUUUAUCUAUGUAUAAAUAGAUUAGGACCUGAUUAUGAGCCUGAUCUUGAAUUGGGUUUAGGUGAAACUUUACUUAUAAAGGCAAUAAGUGAGUGUUACGGAAGACCACCAAGCAAGAUUAAGAAGGAUUACCAAGAAGUGGGUGACCUAGGAAUAGUUGCUCAAAAAUCAAGAUCUGGUCAACCUACUAUGUUCAAGCCUACCAGAUUAGAUAUAGUGACUGUUUUCGAAAACUUAACAAAGAUUGCAAAAUCUACUGGUAAAGACUCACAAUCCAAAAAGAUCUCAACAAUUAACAAAAUGUUAACCGCAUGUGAAAUGAAAAGCAAUGAAGCAAAGUUCUUAAUUCGGUCCUUGGAGGGUAAAUUGAGAAUAGGAUUGGCAGAAAAAACAGUACUCAUUGGUUUAGCUCAAGCCUUUGUUAACUAUGAAAACAAAACUAAUAAAAAAAUAUCCCCAGAGAAGUUGGCUCAAGCUGAAGACAUAAUUCGUGAAGCAUUCUCAAGAAUUCCUAACUAUGAGAUUAUCAUCAAUAAUGCCUAUGAACACGGUAUAUUCAACUUGUUAGAUUAUUGUAUAUUGACCCCAGGUAUUCCUUUAAAGCCGAUGUUAGCCAAGCCAACGAAGUCUAUUAGUGAAGUAUUAGAUAGGUUUCAAGGAGAAGAAUUUACUUGUGAAUAUAAAUACGAUGGUGAAAGAGCCCAAGUUCACUUGUUACCAACAGGUGAAGUUAGGAUCUAUUCUAGAAAUUCUGAAGAUAUGUCUCAAAGAUAUCCAGAUUUGAUUUCUAUUAUCAAAGACUUUCUCAAAACUCAAGAGAUUUCUGGUAACCACUCGAUGGUACUAGAUUGUGAAGCUGUAGCGUGGGACAGAGAAACAAAUAAAAUUUUACCCUUCCAAGUUUUAUCUACUAGGAAGCGUAAAGAUGUUGAUGAAAAAGAUAUUAAAGUACAUAUUUGUCUAUUCGCAUUUGACCUCUUGUAUUAUAAUGAUCAACCUUUGAUUACAACGUCUUUAGCCGAAAGACGUAAAGUUAUGUUUGAAAAUUUGCGACCAAUUGAAGGAAAGUUUCAAUUUGCAACUUUCAGAAAUACAUCAAAUUUGGAUGAAUUACAGCAUUUUUUGGAUCAAUCAGUAAAGGAUUCAUGCGAAGGACUAAUGGUGAAGAUGAUGAAUGGAACGGAUUCCUACUACGAGCCUUCAAAGAGGUCGAGAAAUUGGUUGAAGUUAAAGAAAGAUUACUUAGCGGGAGUUGGUGAUUCAUUAGACUUAGUAGUUAUAGGUGCAUACAUUGGUAAAGGGAAAAGAACAGGCUCAUAUGGUGGAUUUUUAUUGGCUUCCUAUAAUCAGGAUAGUGGUGAAUACGAGACAACUUGUAAGAUAGGUACCGGGUUUUCGGACGAAGACUUGGUAUCUAUCCAUGCCAAAUUAAAACCUACUGAAAUACAAAAACCUAAACCAUAUUAUGUAUAUGAUACAACCAAUUCUAACGCUGUACCAGAUGUUUGGUUUGAACCGACGACAAUAUUCGAAGUUUUGACAGCUGAUUUAUCCCUAAGUCCAAUAUAUAAGGCUGCACAUCAGCAGUAUGGCAAAGGUAUAUCCUUGAGAUUUCCUAGAUUCUUAAGAAUUCGAGAUGACAAGGGAAUAGAAGAUGCUACUAGUUCUACUGAAGUUUCAGAAUUCUACGAGCGUCAAGCCAAUGUAAACUGA